UGUGCUGCUCUUCGACACGUUAGAUAGCGCUAGGCCUGCUGGGAGGAGGAGCUGCCUGCAGACAAGGGGCAGGGCUCAGCAGACGCACAGCGUUAGGCGAGAGGAGAGGAGAGGAAUCAGAGAACUUCUUUCUUUAAAGCGAACUUGUGAUAUUUAGAUACUCGUUUGUUUAAGAAAGUUGUUUAAAACAGUAAUCAGAAAGAUGGGGAACCGGGUCGCCCGUGAGGACUACGAGUGGGUGUAUACGGACCAGCCGCACGCCGACAGGAGAAAAGAGAUCUUGGCCAAAUACCCUGAAAUCAAGUCUUUGAUGGGUCCUGACCCGAGGCUGAAAUGGAUCGUGUGCACGAUGGUGGCUAUACAGUUUUUAGCUUUCUACCUGGUCAAAGACUUGGACUGGAAAUGGGUUUUGUUUUGGACUUAUGCCUUUGGCAGCUGUAUCAACCACUCAAUGACCCUUGCUAUUCACGAGAUCUCCCACAACACGGCCUUUGGAAACAACAAGGCCAUGUGGAACCGCUACUUUGCCAUGUUUGCCAACCUACCCAUCGGCCUGCCCUACUCUGCCUCCUUCAAGCGCUAUCACCUGGACCAUCACCGCUACCUGGGCGGGGACGGCGUAGAUGUAGACAUCCCCACUGAGUUCGAAGGCUGGUUCUUCUGCACGCGCUUCCGCAAGUUCAUCUGGAUUAUUCUGCAGCCGCUGUUCUAUGCCAUCCGGCCUCUCUGCAUCAACCCCAAACCCAUCACUCAGCUGGAGGUGACCAACGUGGCCUUCCAGCUCACCUUUGACAUCCUGCUCUACUGGCUGUGGGGGGCCAAGCCUGUGGUCUACAUGCUGGCUGGCUCCAUGCUGGGGAUGGGCUUGCACCCCAUCUCUGGUCACUUCAUAGCUGAGCACUACAUGUUCCUCAAGGGCCACGAGACCUACUCUUACUACGGCUCCCUCAACCUGCUCACCUUCAACGUGGGCUACCACAACGAGCACCACGACUUCCCCAGCAUCCCAGGACGCAGGCUGCCCAUGGUGAAGAAAAUAGCAGCAGAGUAUUAUGAUGACCUGCCUCAGUACACAUCGUGGGUGAAGGUCCUGUACGACUUCAUCAUGGAUGAUGCACUGAGCCCGUACUCUCGAGUCAAGAGGAAGCUGAAGGGAGAAGUCAAACAGGAGUAACUUGUUUAGAGUAACCGAAAGCUGCUCUGGAACAAAGCUGCGGCGUCCACCAUGACAGCAGCACAGCUCACCAUCCUAUAAACCUAACAGCUUCUGCAUAUUAAUACAUUCAGCAUGUUAAAUAAGGGUGGAUAUUGUGUACAUGAGUUUGUAAGUGUGCUUUUACUCCACAGGAAGAGAAAAUAGUUCCAGUUAUUUGUUAUCCAGGUCAGAAAAACCAAGCCAAGUGAUGUUAGAUUGAAAAUAUAAUAGUUUGGAGCUUGUGGUGUGGUUAUAGGCAGUACGUAGGGCUGGUUGCACAAACACUCUGCCUUAAACUGAACCACUUGUUUGUUUAAGGCCAGACACCUAAUUUGCUGUGUAUUCUGAACAAAGUAAAACUAUUGGCUGGAUUGCAAUGAAAUUACAAUUUGUCCAAUGCUUUGGUUUAAAACUGACCCCAAAUGUCCACUGAAGGAUUAUUUUUAUUAUAUUUCGGCUGUCUGGUGUCCAGGCUCCUUCACGGCGUUCAGAGAGGAUCUGCUGCCAGCCUAGCCUGUGUGCUAAUGUGCUCUGUACACGGUGGAUCUAUUUCCAACGUCUCUGAGGCCCCACAGUGGCCGUUACCCCAGCCAUCAGUAAUAAUGGCGGUCAAACAACUCUGAUAUGAACAGACUGCUGAAGGAGACUUGGCAGAACCAGAAUGUGAUAUCUGUGGGCUCUCUGCGAGAACUGGAGCUGAGCGUCCCUCGCACUCACGCUGGUCAAGAAGUUUUAAAAUCCAUCAGUGAUGCAGCCUGAGAACAGAAAACUGUCCUCUUCCUCACAACAUUCUCCCUCUGUCUCUCUGUCUCUUGUGUCCUACAAAGACCUUUUACUAGAAACAUUCACGACUGAAGCAGUAGCAAGAACGUAUGUCUGGACUCUAAAAUCUCUCUUCCUCCUUAUUACUCACUACAUAACUGCAGUAACCAUGUUGUCCUCUGCUUGCUGCUGGUCAGUCAGUCAGUCUUUAUUUUUGUUGAACUGUUUUCAUUUGCAUUGGCCUAACUGUAGACCAGUCUAAGAUGUCUGUGCAACCAGCCCCAGAAAACAGCCAUCGAGAUAGCGACACAGCCACCUGUGCACCUUCUCCUCCUGAACUGGUGACUGGGUGCAGUUUGUAGUGUGCCACAGAGAUUAGCUGUACUACUGAAUGGACUUAGAUAUCUUCCUCCCCUUUGGACUCUACUGUGUGUGUGUGUGUGUGUGUGUGUGUUGAAACGUGGACCAAAGUUGAACUCUGAGUGAAUCCGCUCAUUAAGAUCCCUCCGUAUGAAUUGAGUUUUUGCGUCAUGCUGCUGUCAGGCGAGUGUGAUGGGGCGUUUCAUAUCGUGGAUUGAGUUUAUGGGGAGGCUUGCAUUGGUUGCUUUAUAUGCUAAAUGUAGAAGUUAACCUUCUCUGGCCCAUGACCCUUUUUUCUUUUUCAACUGCUCUGCUUUUUAACAUGCAGCACUUUAAUGCACCACCACAUUAUACAACCUGUUGUCAUGCUUACACACAAACUGUGACUGUAACACUCACACUCAUGAGUUGUAUGUUACUCAUCAGUGCCUCAUAGCUUUGUUUUCAAUUCCACAUUUGUGGUCUGAAUUUAAAUUAAAUGAAUUCAUUCACUUUGAUGAAAAACUGUAUGUAAAGAAUUGACUUCCUCUCGGUUGUACAGGCAGGGCUGCAAACACUGCAGUGAGGAGAACGCUUUGAAACAGCCUCAAACUCAAAUUACCUGGGGCCACUGGCCGUUUUGUUCUCUCCUAGGGGCCACUUGAAGACUCUGCAAAUAAAAACACUGAAAUUUUAAUUAAGAAAAAAAAUAAAACAAUGUACAUACAAA
Siniperca chuatsi (mandarin fish) is the source of this 3026-nucleotide messenger RNA. RefSeq names its product delta(4)-desaturase, sphingolipid 1 (gene degs1). Bases 203 to 1174 code for a protein of 323 amino acids. The record is from RefSeq and is a predicted model, not a curated record. The transcript is spliced from 3 exons. NCBI's taxonomy places the organism in Eukaryota, Metazoa, Chordata, Actinopteri, Centrarchiformes, Sinipercidae. Gene Ontology annotation, cellular component: membrane. Gene Ontology annotation, biological process: ceramide biosynthetic process. Gene Ontology annotation, molecular function: sphingolipid delta-4 desaturase activity.